Carassius gibelio (silver crucian carp) is the source of this 3534-nucleotide messenger RNA. RefSeq names its product ras-related protein Rab-23. Lineage: Eukaryota; Metazoa; Chordata; Actinopteri; Cypriniformes; Cyprinidae. The transcript has 7 exons. Gene Ontology annotation, molecular function: GTPase activity; GTP binding. The coding region runs from base 536 to 1249 and encodes 237 amino acids. The record is from RefSeq and is a predicted model, not a curated record.
GUGUUCGGUGUUUGGUGGUCUCCGCACUUCAGAGGAACAGUCGCGAAUCACCCAAAGCGCGUAAAGACCCUGCUGUAUCCGCGGACAUCUGCGUCCUCUGACCCCGCGUGACUCUGGAGUAUCCACGCGGGAUUGUUAGUGUGUGUAAGAGUUAUACAUAGAGAGAGACAGAGAAAGAGGGAAAGCAGUAAAGAAGAAGAAGAAGAAGAAGAAGGAGGAGGAGGAGGCCACUCCUUUGAUAAACUGUGCAAACGCAAACAAGCUCGCUCCAUGCAGUUGCUUCUGGCUUAUAUUUACACUCAGCAGAUGUGUUUGGAUUGAUACAUCACUAGAGCUGUGAGUUUGGGUCGUCUGGACAGUCUGGAGUCAUCAUUAUUCCCGAGUCGGAUCUUCAAAGAGGAAACAAUGUAUCGUUAACCUGGUAACACACGAAUACAGAGAGGCUGGAGUUGAGAAGAUCCUAGAGCAGCACUAAGCUGGGCCGAAGUCACGUGAAGGCGCAGAGCUGCCCCCCACACACACACACAUCGCAGUCAUGCUGGAGGAGGACAUGGAAGUGGCCAUCAAGGUGGUGGUGGUGGGGAACGGAGCGGUCGGGAAGUCCAGUAUGAUCCAGCGAUACUGCAAGGGCAUCUUCACGAAGGACUACAAAAAGACCAUCGGGGUUGACUUUCUGGAAAGACAGAUCAUAGUUAAUGGCGAGGACGUCAGGCUGAUGUUGUGGGACACGGCGGGACAGGAGGAGUUUGAUGCCAUCACCAAGGCCUAUUACAGAGGCGCUCAGGCCUGUGUCCUGGUCUUCUCCACCACCGACAGAGACUCCUUCGAGGCCAUCAGCAGCUGGAGGGAGAAGGUGGAGACGGAGGUCGGGGACAUACCCACCGUCCUGGUGCAGAACAAGAUCGAUCUGCUGGACGACACCGUUAUCAAAAAUGAAGAGGCUGAAGGUCUCGCUAAAAAGCUGAAGUUGAGAUUCUAUCGGACGUCAGUGAAAGAAGACCUCAACGUCAGUGAAGUUUUUAAGUAUCUUGCUGACAAAUAUCUGCAACGACUCAAGCAGCAGUCAGCAGAGGGGACCGAGGUUGUUCAUUCAUCCAGCAAUAAAAUAGGUGUUUUCAACACUAGCGGCGGCAGUCAUCCCAACCAGACCGCCGGCGAUCUGAACGGCCGUGAGGUCAUAAACCUGCGCCCAAACAAGCAGAGGACCAAGAAAACAAAAAAGCCCUUCGGUAGCUGCAGACUGCUCUGAUUCACGUGUGCCUGGCAGGGAACCAGAGGCUUCAUUAGCGCUAAUGAGAGUGGAAGAGAAGGAGGUGUGCAAUCCAGAGCAGAUCUGUCAUGAUCAGUUCAUCAUGGGCUUCUGCUGACGGACACGGCUAGUGUUUCACAGAAUCAGUAAAUUGGAGGUCUGUUGAGCUAUUUUUGUAUUGAGUAUUGAUGAGUAGGCCCAAAUCUUUUGGACACUGCCCUUCCUCACAUUUGAACAACAGUUGUGACUCAAAAUUUAGAUGAAAAGCCAAUAUAUUUUCUCACAGUCAAAUAUUUGGUGAGUUAUUCCUUGUGGUACACAGCAGGGUAAUUUUCUCUGAUGAGAGUAAAACACUUAGGAUUUCUAACACACCAUUUGUGCAUUUGGACUCCUCAUCGUUAGUGCAGUAUGUUUGUAUCGAUGGAGGUGCAUCAUUUGUGUCACAAUCUUCCCUUAAAAGUUAUGUUCAUUUGUUGUUUCUUAUAUGAACGUCGUCACAAGUUUCAAUCCGUAUGUUCUUAUAGGUAUUUUUGUACGAAAGAUGUAGUAAAGUAAUGACUUGUUUAAAUUCAAAACAUUUAACACCGUGCCAAAAUGUUUCUAAACUCAUAUACUUGUAAAUGGUUAGGGGGGUAAGAUUUUUUAUCUUUUUUUUUUAAUUGAUAUGCAUCAGAGGUAGGAUUAUAUGGAAAAAUAUUCUUUUGGGAUAAAGGAAACUUUUUUUUUUUUUUUUUUGGUUGCUGGCAACACGGCCAGAUACUCUAGUGUAAAACGACACACUCUAGACACCAGACGACACUAGAAGUUACUUGAUAUAAUGAAGCCUUUAUGGAAAUCACACUGAGAUGGCAUAAAAACAGUCAUCAUAACACUGUUGUAGCAAAUAGUGCAUAAAAAUGUUAAAAUUCAUAUGCAGUCAAACUCAAGGCAUGUUUUCACACUGUUCACUAAAUGAACAGCAGGAAUUACAUCUAAUAAUUUCAUACACACCCGCAAUAAACAUUAAUAUUUCAUUACAUAUUCCCUUUCUGUUUCUAAUAAUCAUUUAACUCUGAAAUGUGCAUGAAAUGCUUUAAUUGAAUUUAUAGCUAUUUUUAAAAUAUAUAAUUAAAACACACAAAAAAAAGUGGUAUCUUACCAGCUCUAAUAAUGUUAUAGCAACUGAAGUUUAAAUCUGAUGCUAUUAAACCAUGUCUUUAAUAUCACUCUGUCUGUUGGACAGUUGAGGCCAAAGUAAAACUAAACCGAAGUCAUCAUAAAUGUACAGUGAAUAUCGCUCAGCACUUCUCACUGCUGCAUAUUUACUGUACAUGUGCACCAAUUAUUAUAGUGCCUAUAUUUUUGCAUUCAUGAAAAACACUGUUAUAUGUGAAUACUGAAUCAUCUGGAAAGUAAAUGCACAUUUAAAAUCUACUGACCCAUGAAUUUACAAUCAAUGUAUAAAACUCACGUCAAAGUUUACCAAAUAUAUUUGAGUAACAGUAACAGUUGACCAAGAUUGAGAUCCUGUUUAAUAUUGGACUAAACUGCACUGAUAUUAUUACCCUGACCUUCAGCACAGUAUUGGGCUUUACUUAUGUACAGGAAUCCACCAAGGAACAAUUCAGAACUGUGUGAAACUAAAAAUGUGUGUUUCUAGAGGAUCUAUGACGGAGUCCCAGAGCCUUAACCACUGAAGCCAUUAGAAACAACUGAUCUCGUGUGAUUUUACUGAAGAUUGAUGUGCUCAAUGUUUUACUAUAGACCCAACAUUCCCUCUCUGAGUUUUAUAUCUGAAUCAAUCCGAGGAUGCUCCAGAAUGGUUUUGAUCUGAUGUCUGAGGAGCUUGAGCAGGUAAUAAUAAUCUGUUCACUUCUUUAAAUAUGGCCUAACUCUGGACUGAUUGUAUUUAUUGAUGAAUGGCAUGCCUCGUGUUUGUUUGAAUGUGGAAUCAUGGUACUUCGCCAAACGGCCUUCAUGUUUACAGCUUGUGUUCAGUGCUCGAUGUGAUGAAUGGUGGUUUUCUCCUUUGCUGCAGUGACACUACAAUGAACUAAAGGCACUUUAUUUAUCAGAUAUAAUUCCUGAUCAUAUUAUUGCUUGGUUAUCUUAAAUAUACAGUUUCUAAUACAAGUACUGCUUCAUUUCUUUGACUUUCUAGUAGACGUUGAGAAUAUAUGCCAGCAGCACCGGUUACUACCUUCUAGUCGGCAGUGUCACUUGCAGUGAUGUGUGUUUCUGACUGUAUGAUUAUUAAUGGUUGGGUGGUUGACAGAGAAGGACAAAAUAAAGAAGUAGUUGUUUUA